Messenger RNA from Pristis pectinata (smalltooth sawfish), 2002 nucleotides. RefSeq names its product EF-hand calcium-binding domain-containing protein 14-like. The record is from RefSeq and is a predicted model, not a curated record. Gene Ontology annotation, molecular function: calcium ion binding. Bases 281 to 1615 code for a protein of 444 amino acids. NCBI's taxonomy places the organism in Eukaryota, Metazoa, Chordata, Chondrichthyes, Rhinopristiformes, Pristidae. The transcript is spliced from 11 exons.
ACUGCUGCUUGUUGCACGAAAAUAAAGGGAUUUCUAUUAGACUAACAUCCACCCAAAUGUAUUGUGCAAACAGUGAGUCAUUGAUUGAGUGCUGGCUGCAGGAGGUCCCGUGCUGUCAUGCUGGGUGGGGUCUGCAGGUAAUUGAUGCUGACAGUCACUUGGCGCUUGGGACCUGGCAAGUUCCACCUCUCCGCCUCUCCUCCCCAAGACUCGCCGGGCAAAACCUGUCUGAAGGUGUGCCUGAAGACUGAUUUGUGAGGAAUUACUGAGCGUGAGCACUAUGCCGGAGCCGCAGAAAACCGAGAAGUACGUGCUGCUGGACGAUGAUUCGGACUGUGAGACGGAGGAGUUCAACAAGAUGAAGAUGUCCCUGAUGGACAGUCGCUCAGUGAAGAACGGGAGAAAAUAUACUGCAAGUAAAGCUGGCAGAUGUUCUGCUUGGUGUCAGCCACAGUGGAUUUGUCAUAGUUUGUUCAUCUUUAUCCUCCUCGCAUCUCAAGUAUUUUUGUUUCUCUGUAUACUGAGGCAGCAUUGGGAAAUAGAGAUGAUAAAGCUGGAGCGAACCAUGGAAGCCAGUCAACAAAUUGACAAAAAGCUUCAUGGUGAAGGCAACAAAGUGGAUGGAAAUGCAAACUUAAAAUACAAACUUGAGGAUCCAUAUAAGAAGUUUGAAGAGAUUAAAGGCUCCAUUUCGCAAGGCAGAACUUCAAAAAAUGGGGCCCCAACCAGAAGACCAGAGUACAAUGUGCUGGAAAUACAGGCACUGGACAAGAGGAUUAACAUCAUUCAAGAGAGUAUUAUUCACUUCAAAGAAAAUCUGAAUUCACUGCAGGCUAGAUGUGAAGAAUCAAAUGACUGGGUAGAAAACAAGCCAACUGGUAACCAGGACCUGUCUAGGCUUUAUAAACUUAUGCACAAACUGAAUGGAUCUACUGUCUCCAGUCUGCUAGUAAUGAAGGAUGAAAUUCAUGAGCUUCGCAACCUAACAUUUGAUCUCUCUUACAAGUUCAGAACUAUGGAAAUAAGUCUGAAUUCUCUAACAGAGAGAACAAACACACAGACCACUGAGUUGGAUCAGUUUGAAGAAUCACUGGAAAGAUUGCUCAAUAUUUCAGAAAAUUUGAAAUCUCACCAAGGUCAACUGGAGCAGAACUUGGAUAGCAAUUACCGACAGAUCUCUCUGCUGAGGGAAAUGGUUUAUCAAAGUGAAGAUGCUUUGAAUCGCACGGAUCAACCGGUAUCAACCAUGGUCCACCUUCAAGCAGAAAGAACCACUGACUCAUCUCAGCAGCAGGACAGCAGCAAAACCACAUCAUCGAUGAGUCAAGAGGAUGAUGUAAAAUCAGAAAACUAUACACCAACCACAGAAGGAACCAUGCCUACAACUACAACCAGAAACAUAAUUUCGAUUCCUUCAAUAACAAAUCUGAAAGCACUCCGUUCCUUCUUCUAUGCAGCAGACUGGACUGGGCGUGGGUACUUGACAUACGAGGACCUAGUGAAUAACCUUGGAAUAUGGGCACCACCAGAACAAAAAAUUAAAGAGUUUGAUGAAAAUAAUGAUGGCAGAUUCUCCUAUAUGGAAAUGAUAAAUGCUUUAGGACUGCAAGGGUAAAGCUAAGAAAUCACUGUGCUCAAGGACAGAUAUCCAUGAAAUUAUUACUUAUUGCUGCUUCAAACCAGACUAACAACCACAUCAAAGAUCUUUCUUUAAAUUAGAGAUGGUGAUAAUUGUCACCAAACAUGGAAUGGUAUACUUUGUUAUAAAUACUAUUUAGUAUGGAAAAAUCAUUAUUUGCUGGUACUUUGUCCAGCAUUUUUUUUGCAGUUAUAGGUUUAAAAUACAGCACUGAGUGGUUCAUCUAUUUAGUUUAGCAUGCAUGCUUUAAUAUGGACAAUUUCAAACAUUUCACAAAAUUGUAUAAUGUAAAAAUUAACAGUUCUGACAAGAAAUGCAAUGAAAGUAAUUGUUUCCUAGAAUAAAACAAAACAUUUGAAAAUA